AAAGUAUCAGUUUUUUUGUCUUUGUUUAGAUAUCUUUUGGACCAUAUCUUUUGACUAUGUCAAAUCCGUCGAAAUCCACCAAAUUGCGCUUCGCUCUCAUUACAGAGGAGGCGCUGGAGAAAUUGCGUCCGCGCUCCCAGUCGCCAACACAACAGCCGAAGGAAAUGGGCGAACUCAUCGCCAUAAUUCACAACACUGUGAACCAAUUGCUGGAUCAGAAGCUGAAGGAACUUAAUCUAGAUCAUCUGAUUGAAAUGAAGAUAAACGCUUUGUGCGAACGCGAACGCGCCCGCUAUGCCGCACAAUUGCACACGAUGGCCGCUCCGCCCCCGAUGGAAAUGGGAAAAGUUGAAACCGAGGAUAGUGGCAUGAAAAUACAAAAUGCCAUAUCCGUCAAGUCGAAAAAUUUGCGGCUACGCAAGGAUAAAAAAAUUGAUCUACUUCCGCAAACGUGCAAGCAAUUGCCACUGAAGGCAAUGAUUCAAAAGCAACAGCAACAUCAACAGCAGCAGUCGACCAGAUCCAGGCCCAAAAAAGUAAUCCCAACAGUGCCAGCGCCAGUUCCCAGGAAUCAGGCUUACCAUCUUCCCAAAACCAACAACGAUCCGUCUAUUUUGACAGUCGCUGCCAAGUAUUUGGAGGACAUAAAUGAGUCUCGCCGCCACAGUUGGCUCAACUGAAAACAAAUCCAAGGAUAUCAUCAAAUUGGCAGGCAAUCGACCACAUACUACUUGCUGGUUUUCCACCAUCAUUAAACACGAAUCACAUAUUGUGGAGUUUUGGAGUUCGACGAGAUGUUUUUAUCAAAUAUAUGCAUUUAGUAUUUAUCUUCGUAAAGCA
This is a messenger RNA of Scaptodrosophila lebanonensis, 840 nucleotides long. RefSeq lists its product as uncharacterized. The transcript has a single exon. Bases 57 to 680 code for a protein of 207 amino acids. Lineage: Eukaryota; Metazoa; Arthropoda; Insecta; Diptera; Drosophilidae. The record is from RefSeq and is a predicted model, not a curated record.